AAUCAAUGCAUCACAGUAACCUUUGCAUGCGACAAAUUGCUCUUUUACCAGUUUGACCACACACAAAGCCAAGAACCCGGCACGCCGGUAAAAUGUCAACGGAAAGUUUAGUACGUCCCGGCUUGACGACGCCCUACGUUGGCAGCCUGCCAGAAAUCAAGUUACGCCUGCGCAAGAAAGUUCCCAAACUCACCGCGAACGAUGUCCGGCGGGCACGAAUACUCUACUACGAAGCGAUCGCCAGCGAACUGUACGAGGAAGGCUUCGUCAAUGGGGCCUUCCUGCUGCUGCAUCUGAUCGAGUACGAAGAUGUAAAUGUUGGCCGCACGUCGUACGCGUCGGUGGAAGGCCGACGGCUCCGGAACAAUGAAAAGCUGCUGAACUAUUUGGGUGGUGCGCUGGCCAGUGCGGAAGGUAGGAAGCGUAACCUGGAGUACGAUAGGGAAGUGAGCGAGUUGCUGGCGAUUGCCCGCCAAUUGGAACCGGAUCAGGAGAAACGUUGGUUAGCACGGCAGUUCUUCCUGAUCGCGCUGGACCGAUGUGUCGAUUGUGGUUCAGGGACGCGUGUGAAGAUCGAAUCGUUGGUGAGAUAUUAUUUUGCAAAGUUUCAAAUCGCACAGCAGCGAUAUCUGGUGCCGAUGAAGAUGCUGGAGCGGGCUGAUGAAGAUCUGGGUACGCUGGAGGGUGAGGAAGACAGUUGCAAAACGCUCGAUGAAGAUGGCGAAACGUUGUCGAUCGCCAUUAACACUUUACUGUUUGAAUGCAAUCGUAAGCUGGCGGAAGAAACGGCAGAGUCUCCGGCGUGGAUAGCGGAACAGUACAUAAGGGACGCGCACAAGGCCGCUUUAAAAACCUUGAAGCCAUCAAUUUUGGCAGAGUCCUAUCAAGCUUACGGGGACUUUCUUGUCCGAAAAGGAUCCCAUGAGGAGGCGUUGAUGAUGUUCCGGAACGGAUUGCAACAGGCUGAACUUGAUGGAGGAAUGCCGGAUCUUGCCUGCUCGGUUGGGUUAGCUCAGGCAGUUUGUUACCACAAACUUGGUCAAUUGGUGAAGUGUGACGCAAUGCUUCGGCGUGUGGAUCGCAUGACGAAAUGCUCAGAACAUUCGCUAAGCCGAGGAUACUAUUAUCUGACAUCUGCCGUCCAGCAACAGGAAGCCGCCAAAGCCGAUACCGUCCAGAUGGAACAGCUGAUGGAGCAGCUACGUUUGGCGGCGAAGAUUUUCGAGCAGUUCGGCCGGAUGGAUAAGUCACUCGAGGCACGCUGUCUCGAGGGACUGUUGCGAGCCGAGCCCGCGUUCCCCGAGUACGUCAACCUGUUCCCGUCAGCCAUUAGCACUUCCGACGAGGCGUUGUACCGGGUGAUCGAUCGUGUCGGAUUCUAGGCAGUCUAGCUGCUGGAUCUAUUGCGUCGUUUUUGUGACUUUUAUGAUCCCUCUCUCUCUCUCUCUCACACUCGGAUGGGUAGUAAAAUUCCAGUCCGUAGCAAUUAAUUAAUCAAACAAGAUCAACACCUGGCCCAGCAGGCUCACAAACCAGUGGAUAGCUGUUUUUUUUAUUAUUUCUUGCCAGUAUCACUUAAGACACCACGAACUUUGAGUGA
This is a messenger RNA of Anopheles stephensi (Asian malaria mosquito), 1600 nucleotides long. RefSeq lists its product as uncharacterized. Gene Ontology annotation, molecular function: protein binding. The record is from RefSeq and is a predicted model, not a curated record. Lineage: Eukaryota; Metazoa; Arthropoda; Insecta; Diptera; Culicidae. Bases 93 to 1382 code for a protein of 429 amino acids. The transcript has 3 exons.